ACAAACAACACGAGCCGAACACUGAAAAAAACUUGUUUUUAGUGUAGUGACCAAGUGGAUGCCGAAUAUUUAUCUUGGAAGCUUAUUUCUGUGAAUUGUUCAUUUUAUCUCUCAUCAGGACAAAACUUACUACCAUGAGUCGAAGGCGAGCGCACGAUAAUGAUGAUGGUUACGACCGAGCAUACAGGAAACGGCGCCGUGUAUCAGAAAACCAGGAAAUUGAAGAUCGUCUGGAAUCUCUAAUUUUACGAGUCGGAGAGAAGAGCACUGCUUCCAUUGAAAGUAACUUAGAAGGUUUGGCCAGUGUCUUAGAAGCGGAUUUAUCAACAUUCAGAGCUAAAGUGCUACGCAUUCUGACAGACUGCGCCAUAAAAAUGCCUGAAAAAUGCACCAUUUAUACAACUCUUGUGGGACUUCUUAACACCAAGAACUAUAACUUCGGUGGUGAGUUCGUGGAGCACAUGGUUCGCACGCUGAAAGAGUCAUUGAAAGCCUGCAACUGGGAUGCAUCGCGCUAUGCCCUUCGUUUCCUUGCUGACCUGGUGAACUGUCAUGUCAUCUCAGCGAAUUCUCUGAUACAGCUCCUUGACAACAUGCUAGAUGCUGCCAAAGAAGAUGGAGUUCCCAACGUGCGGAAGGGGUGGUAUGUGUUUGCAGUUUUGUCUUGCCUACCUUGGGUUGGCCGUGAGCUGUAUGAGAAGAAGGAACAAGCCUUGGAGAUGCUCUUAAUGAACAUUGAUGUUUACUUGAACAAGAGGCCGAAGAAGCACGUGCCAGCUCUGAGAGUCUGGGCUGUUGAUGAACCACAUCCUCAGGAAGAAUAUCUGGACUGUCUCUGGGCUCAGAUAAUGAAGCUAAAACAGGAUAACUGGGCAGAAAAGCACAUCCCUCGUCCUUACCUGGCAUUUGACAGUAUUCUUUGUGAAGCUCUGCAGCACAAUUUACCAACUGUUCUUCCUCCGCCUCACCACGAUAGCUAUGAGUAUCCAAUGCCGUGGGUUGUUUUCCGAAUGUUUGACUACACCGAUUGUCCAGAGACACCAGUUUUACCCGGAGCGCACUCAAUUGAACGGUUUUUGAUUGAAGAGCAUUUACAUCAAAUUGUCGAAACAUAUCACUGGGAAAGGAAAGACUGUGCUGCUCACUUAUUGAAUUUCACCCACAAACUAAAGAUACCUUUGGAAUAUUGUAUAGUAGAGAUUCUUUUCGCCGAAUUGUUCAAUGUACCUGCGCCUCGUUACCUGGAAAUAUUUUAUGGAUCAACCCUAAUCGAGCUGUGCAAACUGCAGCCUAGCACUCUACCUCAAGUUCUUGCUCAAGCAACUGAAAUAUUGUUUAUGAGGAUUGAAAGCAUGAAUGUCACCUGUUUUGACCGAUUUGUGAACUGGUUUGCAUACCAUCUUAGUAAUUUCCAGUUUCGAUGGAGUUGGGAGGAUUGGGAUUGCUGUAUCGAGAGAGAUCCAGAACAUCCGCAACCAAAAUUCAUUAGAGAAGUUCUAUUGAAGUGUCUAAGGUUAUCCUACCACCAGCGAAUCACAGACAUGGUUCCUCCAUCAUUCCAGAAAUUCAUCCCACCAGAGCCUGUUCCCAAGUACAAGUACCACGCAAAUGAAGAUACAAUAUAUUUACCUGGCGUGCAAGUUGCAACGCAGUUGAUGAAGGCAAUCCGAGAGAAAUGCACCCCGGAAGAAGCAGCUGCUCUGUUGGCGGAACUGCCCAAUCCAUUGCAAGAUGAGGAUGGAGAUGCCCGACUGAACCCUCUGAAAAUCGAUGUCUUCGUCCAAACGCUAUUGUUUCUAGCUUCAAAAAGUUUCUCGCAUGCCUUCGCUGCAAUUUCGAAGUUCCACAUAGUUUUUAAGGCCCUUGCUGAGUCAGAAGAAGCCCAAAUAUGCAUCUUGCGAAGUUUAUUUGAGCUUUGGAGGAACCACCAACAAAUGCUUUGUGUCUUGAUCGAUAAAAUGCUCAAGUUGCAAAUUGUCGAGUGCUCUGCAGUUGCUAAUUGGAUCUUCUCCAAAGAAAUGUCCUCAGAAUUCACGAAAUUGUACUUAUGGGAGAUUUUACAUUUGACGAUCAAAAAAAUGUCCAAGCAUGUUUCGCGACUUGGUAGAGAACUUGGCGAAACUCGGGAGAGGUUGACACGUGUCGAAUCCGAUGACAGUGAAGAAGAAAGCGAUGGGGGCACUGGCACCUCAAAACGGAAAGAAGACAAACCGACUGAAGAAAUUGUUGAAAGAAUGGAAGAAAAAUUAGAGGUUGCUCAGGCGGACCAGAAAAAUUUGUUCCUUAUUAUUUUCCAAAGAUUUAUCAUGAUCUUGUCCGAACACCUUGUGCGGUGUGAUACGGAUGGCAUUGAUUUUAACACGUACUGGUACAAGUGGACCAUAGGCAGACUACAACAAGUAUUUUUGACGCACCAUGAGCAAGUUCAGCGAUACAGUAACACUCUGGAAACACUUCUCUUUACGCAAGAUCUUGACCCGCAUAUCCUGGAUGUUUUCCACCAGUUCAUCUCUCUACGAGCAUAAAAGGUAUUUUAGCCCAUAUUUGAUUCAGAAUGAUCGUUAUCAGAAUAUUCAACUGGUAAUAAUCAUAUUUUUUAUAUUCAAGGAACCCACUUGACCAUAGUAUAUGACGUAUUGGUCUUUUAAAGACAUAUAUCAAAGGCAACUUUCACUUUCCUUAAGGAUUGAAACACAACUCUGUCAGCUCAAAUUCUUUCACUUACUGAAAAUUCCAAUCAUGUGUUCAGACUGCUCUUAUGAUUUUAAUAUGCAAAUUGCCGUAGGCGACUUGAGAAAGUUUGUGCCACUGUCACUCUUUCAAGCAGCAGUGCCAACAAGACCACAACAUUGGCGCUCUUCAGCAAAGAUGCAUAAGAAUUCAUAGUUCUGCAAACAUUUUUGCAAGUAGCAUGCAAAGGAACUGCCAGAUAGAGUAGGGCCUCAAAGAACUAGAACACAUGUUUUCUCAUCAUAAUGUCAAAUAAAACAUGAGUGACUUAUUGAAUGUUUAAAAUUUAAUUGAGGAGUUAUAAAUUAGAAAAUUAAGUUUCGGGUAAUUCAAACCUCUUGCUUGCAUAAAAACCAAAGGCCACUUGAGUCAAAUCGAUCUCUGAAUCAAUUUCAGCUUGCUUUACAGUAAAAUAAUUUUGUACCGAGUUUUGAUUUUUACUAACAAUAAGUUGAGAAACUUCAAGCAUCAAAGAAGAGAGGAUGGAUAUGCAUCAAUUCAUUCAUUUGUCCAUCCAUUAUUAUACAACCUUUUAUUUAUUUUCUAUUUUAUAAAAGGUAGGAAUCGUCGCAAAUUAAGUUGUUAAUUUUUUUGGCGACUGAGUCAGCUGCAUAGCAUGAUCACACAACAUGUUAAUGAAAAUUUGUUUUAAUUUUACUGUUUUAUCUUGGUUUUUCCAAUCCAUUAAAUCUUACUUUAUCUUUUCAUUCGUUUCGCCAGUUAUGUUUUUUCCUCUAAUUUCUUUCAAUUUCCACAAUAUCAAAGUGUAUAUAUGUGUAUUUUCUAUCAAUUUUUGAGAAUUUUUUGCAUGGAAGGCUCUAUGCAAGGAUCCUCAAGGAAUAAUAGUAUUUCUUACAAUUGAAAAUUCUUGAAUAAAAUAUAAAAUUGCAGUAUCAUAUCUUUCCAUUUUCAAUUUCGAAAGUUAUUGAGCAAUAAAAUUACAUCUUUUUACAUCUUGAGUCCGAGCUAUUUUUUGCAGAGUUUUUGAGUCCUAUUAGAAUCCCAUUUUGUCCCAUUAAGUUUUAAGUUAUGAAGUGUUUAAACAAUAUUGCAUCAUUUGACAUGAUUUGCUCAUAACUACUUUUUUUAUCGGCCAUUCCCGCCCUUUCAAGGUUUGAACAUUGUUUUUUUUUUUUGCUAUUUUUAUUUUUGUGGUCAAUGUACAUUUAGCUAGAAUUUAUCUCAACUGUUUAAAUAAUAUGGUUGAACUGCGUUUUUACUUUAGUUUUACAUAAAAAAUGUUAUGCCCUGUAUAAUAUCUGUAAAGGUAAUGAAUUACGUCCAUCCUUUUCUUGUAAGCUGAAUGUAACAUGCUAAGUCUGCUUAAAGAGCUUGGUAGGAUAUUUUUUGCUCUGGGAUUUUUCGUACUCAGCUUUGUAAGAUUUUAGUCUUUAUCUUAGUCUCGUUUCGUAAGAAUUAUCCAUGAAUAUGGUCCAUUCAGAUGUUGCACCGGUUGACUAAAAACAUAUAGUUUUGCAGCAAAAUUUCCAUGCUUGAAUUUCAUGUUUUCCCAGUUGAUCCGAAAAUAAUCCAUCCAAAGAGUCAGAUCUUACCCUAUCAAAAGCAAAGAUGUUAAAUUUAGUGAGAAAUUAUCCUUUUCUAACCUUUCGAGGAUAAGUUGAGUAAAAGUUGAUAUUCUACCAAUGGAGCCCCCAGACUUUCCUGAUACGUCAGAAUCAUGAAACCAGGCUCUGCUCAUUUUCUUCUUUUGGUCAGUAUGUAACGGUAUACUUUGUUCCGUAAGUCUCUACUGUGAUAACCUUUCAGCAUCGCUGAGAGGAAUCGUGCGAUUUUGAAUUACUUUGGUGUAUAGCUAUUCAUUUCAAAGCACGGCCCUAAUAAUUAAAUUUCAAGUUUGUUAUGAUCAUUUAAAUGACUAUGUUAAUUUAUGUACUAACUAAUGAUGUAUGUAGUUAUUAUAAGGACUGUAAGGCUCUCAAAUUUUCAGUUUUUGGCUAAAUUUCAUAUUAAACCAGAGGCAUCUUUCAA
Molecule: messenger RNA, 4719 nt
Organism: Bemisia tabaci
Lineage: Eukaryota; Metazoa; Arthropoda; Insecta; Hemiptera; Aleyrodidae
Gene: Cbp80
Product: Nuclear cap-binding protein subunit 1
Biological process (GO): nuclear-transcribed mRNA catabolic process, nonsense-mediated decay; mRNA export from nucleus
Cellular component (GO): nucleus; nuclear cap binding complex
Molecular function (GO): protein binding; mRNA binding; RNA cap binding
Source: RefSeq, a predicted model, not a curated record